This is a messenger RNA of Drosophila subobscura, 2093 nucleotides long. Its product is annotated as nucleolar protein 9. The transcript is spliced from 2 exons. The record is from RefSeq and is a predicted model, not a curated record. Gene Ontology annotation, cellular component: preribosome, small subunit precursor; nucleolus; 90S preribosome. Gene Ontology annotation, molecular function: RNA binding. Bases 74 to 2077 code for a protein of 667 amino acids. Gene Ontology annotation, biological process: endonucleolytic cleavage to generate mature 5'-end of SSU-rRNA from (SSU-rRNA, 5.8S rRNA, LSU-rRNA); ribosomal small subunit export from nucleus; endonucleolytic cleavage in 5'-ETS of tricistronic rRNA transcript (SSU-rRNA, 5.8S rRNA, LSU-rRNA). Lineage: Eukaryota; Metazoa; Arthropoda; Insecta; Diptera; Drosophilidae.
GCUGAUCGUAGCGUGCACGUUUUAAAUUAAAAGCAGACCAUUUGUAUUACUAUUUAACGAAUUUUCACUCGAAAUGCAAACAGAAGGCAAUGCAAAACGUAAGCGACCGAAGAAGAAAGGCAAUCGCUUCAUGCGCAACGCUAAGGGCUUUGCCAAGCAGGGAAUCUUUGGCCGAGGGACGCACAUAGACGAUGAGCAGUUUAGCUACUUCAUCAACAUUCUGGACGCCAUGAAGGCUGGCUUCGAGGAUGUGGAGGAGCGCGUAAACAUGGCCAACAAUGUGUUUGAGCAGACAAGAGAGCAGGAGAUCCACUUGGCCUCCAAUCAAAUUGUAUCCAAAGCACUGGAAUCGCUCAUUGGAUUCGUGGACAGCGAACAGCUGGAGCGAUACUUCAACACAUUUGGAGACAGUCUGCGUCCCUUGUGCUCGGACAGAUUUGCCUCGCACGUGCUGCAGAAGAUGCUUGAAAUUGCCUUUUUGCGCGGCCUGGGCAAGGCAGCUGCCCAGGAGGUCAGCGACGCUCCGACCACGGCAAAGAAGGCCAAGCCAGAUGCUGCACAAAUCGAAGAGGAGUACAAUUUGGAAACAGAAUUCAGCGAGGACCAUCGCGAGAAGUGUCGCCAGUUCGUGGUGCGCAUCUCAAAGUUUAUGUUGAACAAUUUGGAGGAUUUCGUGUGGGACACGUGUGCCAGUCACAUCAUGAGGACGGCUAUACUGUGCCUAGUGGGCAUGCAUGUUCCCAAAAUAGCCUUCGAAAAGGGAGGCGCUGAGAUGGCCAAGCAUCGCAAGCUGUACACCGUGCCCGAGGACUGGCAUGAGGUGAUGAAAGAGUUUCCCCAGCGCCUGGAGAUGUGGCCACAGUUCGUGGACUUCCCCUACCAGGAGCACUCGUCUGCCCUCCUGGGCGUCAUCUGCCUGGCCCUGAGUGUGGCCGACAAGAGUUUGCUGAAGCAUUUUGGCAAGAAAAUUUUGGUGCAGAGCCUGCUGAAGCCCAACGAAGAGAAUGAAAAUGAUGAGGAGAAAAAGGACACAAAAAUCGAAAUCAAAGACGAUGACGAAGAGGAGAAGGAGAAGGAGGCUACCCCAACGGAAGAGAAAGAGCAGAGCGCGGAGAAGCCAGCCGAGGAUGCGCCAGUGCUGCCGAAAGUCUUUCACCAUCAGAGCGCCGUCAUCCUGCUGGAGACCAUUCUGAGCGUGGCGGGUGCCAAGCUGCUGACCCAACUCUAUGCGAUGCUGUUCAGUGGCCGUGUCGGCUACCUCGCCAAGCAGCAAGGGACAAACUUUGCCGUGCAGCGACUGCUCCAGCACAUAAAGGAGGUGACAGACUUUGAGGCCGUCUUCACAGAGCUUCAGCCGCAAGUGGAGGAGCUGCUCAAAAUGGGCUACACUGGCGUGGUGUCUGCCCUGAGUGCCGCCUGCCUGCGACUGGGCGCCAAGCAGGCACAGAUGAUAGCCGUUCUACAGAGCUCGCUGCAUGUCAGCGGCGGCGACAAGGAGAAGGCCAAAUUGUUCUUCAAUUGCCUCAUCAAACUGAAACCCUCCGAGGUGCUGGCCAGCGAUGAGUCGGGAUUCGUGCACCUCCAUGGCUCACUGAUUGCACAGCAUGUGCUGCAGUUCAACAAACCGAUUUUCCUGGUCAACUGCAUCCUCGAUCUGCCAGCGGCCCAACUGGCGCAGAUCUUCAACACACCCAACGGCUCCCACAUAGUCGAUGCCUUCAUGCAGAGCAAGUUCAUAGGCGAAAAGUCGCGUGAGCGGCUUAUCCGACAGCUGGAUGGCUUCUAUGUGGACUUGGCCAUUACCCGCCAUGGAUCACGAGUGCUCGAGGAAUGCUUCAAGGCCUCACAGGAGGCGCAACAGCUGCGCAUAGCCAAGGAGCUCACCGCGAAGUCAAACAUGCUCAAGGGUUCGCCUUUCGGGCGUCUUCUCUACGCCAAGUAUCGCCUGGAAACGUACAACCUCUCGCCCACGCAGUGGCAGGCGAGCCUGGCCAAGCAGCUGGAGCCAGAGCUGCCGGGCGCCAAACGGAUGCCAGCCAAGACAGCAGCUGAAGCGUUUAAGGAUAUACUAAGCUAGGACCUUGACCUGUUGA